UCGAAGUCUCACAGCGGUGUUACUGUACCACAAAUAAUCCCGCGAUGAGGCUAUUACAGUUUUUACGCAAUGGCAAAUCUUUUGUGGGAGUUGAGACGACACCUGGGGGUGAUAUCGUCGACUUGUCACAGGUUCAGCCAGCCUUAACAACCAACAUGAGAAAUUUUAUUGAAGGAGGACAAGCAAGCAUGCUGGCAGCCAAAAGAGCUUUAGAGGGUGGAGAGUACAGAGUGCCAAGGUCAGAGGUCAAGGUCAUUGCUCCUAUCUACAACCCUGACAAGGUGCUGUGUAUUGGUAUGAACUACAAGGACCACUGUGAGGAACAGAAUGCACCAGUGCCGGAGGAGCCUGUCAUCUUCAACAAAUUCCCCAGUUGUAUCAUUGGCCCUACAGAUGACAUACAUUUUCCCGAGGAAACACAGAAAUUAGAUUGGGAGGUAGAGCUAACCAUUGUAAUUGGCAAGGAGGCCAAGCGAGUUCCUGAGUCUGAAGGUAUGAACUACAUAUUUGGAUACACUGUUGCUCAUGAUGUCAGCGCUCGAGACUGGCAGAUUGAGGCUGGACGCAAUGGUGGUCAGUGGACCAUCGGGAAAGCAAUGGAUGAUUUUUGUCCCCUUGGACCAGUCAUUGUAACCAAGGAAGCACUCAGUGAUCCUCACAACCUUUCUCUGCGAUGUUUGGUCAAUGGUGUGGUUAAACAGGAUAGUAACACAAACCAACUUGUCCACAAGUCUGCUGCAGUUGUGUCUUUCAUAUCAAGAUUUAUGACCUUGAAACCUGGUGACCUUAUCCUGACUGGGACGCCCCCUGGUGUUGGAGUAUUUAGGAAGCCACCAGAAUUUCUUAAGAAAGGUGAUGUUGUGGAAUGUGAAAUAGAAGGGAUUGGAAGUGUGAUCAACAAGGUUGUUUAGCUAGUCGGUAACCAUAGUAACUACAUCAUCAACUCUUCUCUUACAUGAUACUACCACCAGGAAGCUCCUCAAAUUUAUUCUUUUUAGGUUGAUAAUAUUUCAGUUAAUAAAUUGAAAUACAGUGUUUUUUAAAGUUGCAUUGUCAUGCAGUCGAUACUAACUCUAGCUCUAGUUUGAGGUGGCAUUCAUUUGAUCUAUGAAUGUCAUAGUUAGAUUUUUGACAUCAUUAUUUUGUCAUAAAGUCAAAAAUAAAUACCAAAUGGUUGUUCAGAAAUAAAGAGAGCUUGUGAUAUUAACAUUUAUUCUUGAUUAUCAAAUGUUGAAUUUCAUUAAGAUAAAAUUGAAUUGUUAGAUCUUAAGGUAAAGUCAAAAACUGGUAAAUUAAGUGCAGAACCGUUUUCAGCUUGUAUUCAUUACCUAGUCAUAGAUCCGUCAGGAAACAUGCAAACUUCAAAUGAACUGCUAUAUCAGCUGAAUGGUAUAUGUCAUCACUUAAUUGUAUUUGUGUUGAUAGUUGCCAUCAGAUAGGAAUAUUUUAUAUGUUAUCUCAUUUACAUUAGAUAAACUCAAUACUGCUUAGAACUUCGAGACAGCAUUUUUUUUUUUGAUCAGUUAUAGAAGAUAGGAUGGAAGUUUCUACAAAUUUUAUCCAAAUUAAAAAAAAAAUUUAAGUAUCAUGAUAGGAGAAGAUUUGAAAACACACCAUGUAUCAUUAUGGAAACGAAUAAUGCUACUGGAGAAUAGAGUCAACGCCGUGAGUUUUAUUAAAAUUGUAUUGCGUUCCUGAUACCUUUCACUUGGAUACCUUCACCAGUAUGCAAGGCGAUUGAGGAAUAGGUGUUAUGCAAACUAGUUACACAUUAAUAUAAUCAGGAAAGUCCGGGCAAUUCAUAUGUAGUAUUAUUCAAGAUGCCAUAUUUUGUAAAAAAUUCAAUUAUUUAAAUCAUGUGUAUAAUUCUGUGUUGAUUAUAAAUUAUCUUAUUAGUCAUUCAAUUAUUGAUUAUUAUUUGAAUAAAUGUGUAUAGGUCAGUAAUGUAUGAUAUUGAAUCAUUACAUUUAUCUUUUGGAAAAUAAAAGGUGAUAUUGAUUUUAUUGUAAACAUUUAUAUUCUGUUGUACUUUAACUCCUUAAUUAAUGCAUUAAAGAUUUUGAAAUUAAAACUUUUAGUAGUACACUAGAUGGGCACAUUAUGCAGGUUUUUAUGGUAUUAAAGCAGAUAUAGUGCAUUUCUUUGUUACAGUUGAAAUAAAAUGUCAUGGUAGAUACAGACUAUGUGGGUAUACAAUUUUACUGCUGGUUUUACUUUUGAAUAAAGAGGAUACAUAUAAGUACAGAAGUUAUCAAAAUUCAGGGUCAAUGAAAUACCAGACGUGUGUUCUGUUUAAGCUUUAUUCCAAAAUAUCAGCUUUUCCAGACUUUUGCAAUAUGACAUGUUUUCUGUUAAGAGCUUUCAAGGAAGGUGUUUUAUGGCUAAGUUGUUGUUGAUGCUGAAACUAAGUAAACAAUGGUUUAAUUGUUUUUAAAUGUUGUUACAUGCAUUUAUUGUUAAAGUUUUUUACACCAACAUUGUUAUCCCAUAUCUGUAUAUUUCUGCAAUAAAAAGUUAAAACUA
Ylistrum balloti is the source of this 2523-nucleotide messenger RNA. RefSeq names its product fumarylacetoacetate hydrolase domain-containing protein 2-like. Gene Ontology annotation, molecular function: hydro-lyase activity. The transcript has 7 exons. Lineage: Eukaryota; Metazoa; Mollusca; Bivalvia; Pectinida; Pectinidae. The record is from RefSeq and is a predicted model, not a curated record. Bases 45 to 911 code for a protein of 288 amino acids.